Branchiostoma floridae (Florida lancelet) is the source of this 2919-nucleotide messenger RNA. RefSeq lists its product as uncharacterized. The annotation marks the transcript as partial. NCBI's taxonomy places the organism in Eukaryota, Metazoa, Chordata, Leptocardii, Amphioxiformes, Branchiostomatidae. The record is from RefSeq and is a predicted model, not a curated record. The transcript is spliced from 2 exons.
AAGAAAUCAACUGAAACACCUGAGCAAAAGGCUGAAAGGCUUGCAAGGCGAAGAGAAUUGUAUAAAGCUAAGAAAUCAACCAAAACACCUGAGCAAAAGGCUGAAAGACUAGCAAGGCAAAGAGAAUUGUAUAAAGCUAAGAAAUCAACUGAAACACCUAAGCAAACAGCUGAAAGACUCGCAAGGCAAAGACAAUUGAAAAAGGCUAAAAAAUCUACUGAAACACCUGAGCAAAAGGCUGAAAGACUUGCAAGGCAAAUAGAAUUGCAUAAAGCUAAGAAAUCAACUGAAACACCUGAGCAAAAGGCUGAAAGACUUGCAAGGGAAAGAGAAUUGUAUAAAGCUAAGAAAUCAACUGAAACACCUGAGCAAAAGGCUGAAAGACUUGCAAGGCAAAGAGAAUUGUAUAAAGCUAAGAAAUCAACUGAAACACCUGAGCAAAAUGCGGAAAGGCUUGCAAGGGAAAGAGAAUUGUAUAAAGCUAAGAAAUCAACUGAAACACCUGAGCAAAAUGCGGAAAGGCUUGCAAGGCAAAGAGAAUUGUAUAAAGCUAAGAAAUCAACUGAAACACCUGAGCAAAAUGCAGAAAGGCUUGCAAGGGAAAGAGAAUUGUAUAAAGCUAAGAAAUCAACUGAAACACCUGAGCAAAAUGCGGAAAGGCUUGCAAGGCAAAGAGAAUUGUAUAAAGCUAAGAAAUCAACUGAAACACCUGAUGAAAAGGAACAAAGGUGCAAAAAACAAAGAACAAAGCUUCAAGCUAAAAGGGAACAAGAAAGUCCACAGGAAAAAACACAACGAAUGAGAAAUCAAUGUGACAAGCAAAGACAAAUCAAGGCUACAAAAUAUGUAAAAGAGCAUAGCAUAGAUUACAUGGACAAUGACAGUGAACAAUUCAAAUCAGAGUUUCCUGCAUUCCAUUGCUAUAUAAAGCAGCAGCCAAAAUACUACUGUAUCAUAUGUAGAAAAUUCUUAUUUCAUGACCAAGUCCAAAACUGUACCAACACUACCAUAGACAAAAUAGUCAUCCGCAAUGAAAAUGACAACUCCAGUCAAUACCAUCUGUGUUCAAGGUGUUCAAUCUCUCUUGAAAAAGAGAAACCAAUACCAAAUGCUUGGACUAAUGAUAUGGACCCAGGUGAAACCCCAGCAUGCUUGAAAGAGCUCACUAGAAUGGAAACAAGACUUGUAAGUUUGAAAUACACAUUUAUCAAAUUAAUUGUAUUACCAGGCGGACAAUUUGGUGAGCAAGGUCAAGCCAUAAGUUUCCCUACCAACAUUGAAACUACUUGCGAACUGUUACCACGCAACCAAGACACAGCUGGACUAGUAAUAGUAUACCCUUCUCACACAAAUGAAACUGUAACACAAAGAACAGACUCACAACACAUUGUACGAUUUUCCCAAAUGCAUAAGGCCCUUACAUGGCUAAUAAAACAUAACCAUCUGUACUCAGAUGUAAAUAUAUCUACCUUUGGAGACUGGAUAGAAAAUUCAGCUGAGUUCAAUCCAAUGGUCACAGACAAUGAUGAAACAGACUUAUCAAGUGCACCUUCUACUGUCCAAGAAGUCUCUGCUUUUCCUUGUGACUACAUCAACCCAAAUAUUCAGUUACAAUCUCUGUUACCGAGUGCAACAGACAACAUACCAGUGAUAUCACUACCCCGUGAAACAUCUGCACCACAAAGUAUUUUUAAGGAGACUGAUCUUGAGGAACACUGUUUCCCACAACUAUAUCCAUAUGGUACAAAUGGCUUCAAACAGACACGUAAUGUAUCAAUGACAGACUUACAGUACUUCCAGUCAAGAUUGCUCAAUAUCAAUAAUUGCUGGAGGAAAAAUAUCCCAUGGGUCUUUUUUGCCUUGAACUCAUAUGAAAUCCGAAAACUGUACAAUCAAAUAUCCAUUGUAUGUAGAAUGCAAAAGCAGAGAGCUGUGAACUCACAAUCCUUACCACAGCAACUAACAGCAGGUGAUCUGCAUCAUCAAAUUGAUGAAGAUGUUGAAAGCACAUCAUACACUUUUAUGAAGAACAUAAGAGGAACAGCAGCUUAUUUCAAGGAUCAACUGCUAAACUUGCUAGCAAAAAUAAACACAAUUGGACCGCCAACUUGGUUUGUCACUGUGUCUGCUAAUGACCUAAACUGGCCAGAACUGUUCAUGACCCUCAAUCCUGAUCUGACCUAUGAAGAAGCGAAAGCAUUACCACGACACGAGAAAUGGAACCUGAUGAGAUCAGACCCUGUCAUGUGUGCUAUUCACUUCAACCGCCGCACUGAUGCACUGCUACGCUUUGUACUGAAGAGUUCAAAACAUCCUAUUGGUAUCAUCACAGACCACUGGGUGAGAAUAGAGUUUCAGAUGAGGGGCUCGCCCCAUUUACACUGUAUGUUCUGGGUUGCCAAUGCUCCCAACCUUGACACAACAGAAGGAAGACAAAGUGCACCUGCAUUCAUAGACAAGUAUGUUUCGACACAACUACCAGAUGACAAGAACUCUCUCUUGUAUGAACUAGUCUCCAAAUAUCAGACUCAUCAUCACACCAGCACAUGUAAGAAGACACGAGUAAACUGCCGAUUUUACUUUCCUCGAGAAGUUUCAGACACUACAAGACUCAGACUAGACGUUGAUCCAAACAGAAGUGCACAGUUUUAUGUCACCAAACGAACACAAGAAGAUAUCUGGAUAAAUGCAUACAACCCUACAUUGCUCAUGCAUAUGCAAUCCAACAUGGACAUACAAAUGGUUGGUUCCAAGUAUGGUGCUGCCUACUAUGCAUGUAUGUACAUCUCAAAAGCUGAGCCUGACAAUCUCCAAACAGCAAUUUCUGCCAGUCUGUCCAACCUUUCACGUAACAGUACAAAAAGAACACGAUUGGCCAAAAUUGGCAACACAGUACUCAGUCAUCGACUGGCCACCUGA